Microthlaspi erraticum is the source of this 243-nucleotide messenger RNA. The record is from the annotation of a GenBank genome assembly. NCBI's taxonomy places the organism in Eukaryota, Viridiplantae, Streptophyta, Magnoliopsida, Brassicales, Brassicaceae.
AUGACAAGCCGUGAGGGCACACUAGGCCCAAAACUCGAUCAGAAGGCCGGCUUGAAAGUGAAGAGCGCGAGCCACAUUCAGAAUAUAUCGAUGUUUUUGUUCAACUCGUCCAUUCUGUUGAGGGGUCUUGACAUAAGAGUUUUUGACAAGAGCAACAAAAUCGCGAAAUCGAUUGAAGACAUUGACUUUGUUCGGAAGGAGGUAAAGCCAAACGGCUCGAGAAUAGUCAUCGACGAUAGUUAG